UCUGUCUGUUUGUUUCGGAACGAUGAUUAUAAAGUUUUUCGUGUUUAGUAAACAGUCUUUAAACGGUAUUAGUCUAGUUUUACAUUAUAUUCAACAUGACUAAAGUAACAAAAAGUGAACCGCUACCUACUGUAGCACAAAUUGAUGCUGAUACUGUUACCCAACUAGCAAAUAAAUACUGGGCACCGCAUAUUUUUAAACAGCGUGUGGAGUUUGAUUCUUCGAUUAUUAAUGAUUUGUACACCGAUGAAAUACUUGGAUCAGGUUUCGCCAUCAGGAGGAUUAUGCUUCUUGAAUUCAGUCAAUAUCUAGAAAACUAUCUGUGGCCCAAUUAUAAGGAUAAUGCAUCUCAUGCUCAUAUGAUGUCAAUUGUUAUAAUGGUUAACGAAAAGUUUCGCGAACGUGUUUCAGCGUGGGAAGCUUUCAAGUCGAAACCUGAACAUUUCCCUCAAUUUUUUAAACAGGUUUUGCACAGUACUUUAGAUGAAGAGAUAUCUCUUAGAGAAAGAACGUGUUUACUUGUUUUCUUAAUUCAUUGUUUUAACAGCUGUGAAGUUGAAAUUAUUAGAGAUAAUAUUAAGAAAUUAGUUUCAUUAGGUAUAUGGACAAAUAUUCUUCCAGAACGAAGGGAACAAGAGUUUAAGAAGUGCACAUUCUUAGUAAAAUAUUGGAAUAAAAUUAAAAAAAAGGACAAAACAUUAAGUACUGAUGAGUUAGAAUGUUUGAAUUUUGAAAGGAGUUUUUUGUUUAACUUGAUAAAAAAAUUCUUUGUAGUUUUAGGCGUUAUACCUAAUCAAGAAAAAUCUCGUGAACUUGAUAAAGAAAUGUGGGAAAAAGUUCAUUAUUGUGAAAGGUUCAUUGAACUUUUGAUAGAUCUUGAAGCAUUGCCCUUAACAAGGCGUUUUUGUAAUGUACUUUUGGAUGACAGCCAUGUUGUUGUAAGGUGCCAGUUAUCUGAAUUAACUAAAAGAGUUGAGGGACGUCUCUUCACUCAGUUAUUAGAGAUUUUAAAGUUUUAUUCUAGAUUUGAAGUAAAUGAAUUUACUGGAGAACCAUUAAGUGAUAAUGAUAUGAUGUUAAUACAUUAUGCAUUAUUCACAAAUGUUCAGAAAGCAGCAUUUAAAAAGUUUCCUGAUCUUAAACAGUUUUACCUUGCAAAUGUAGCCGGUGUUGAUACUAGGCAAAACCUUGAAAAAAUUUUCUUGCCAUUAGAGAAUCGGACAUUACAUGAAAUUGCUGCUUUUGUGAAGCUUUUACCUGGUGUACUUGAUACACCUGAUGUAGAAAAACCUUAUGAUCAUCAGUUCCUUCUGGAAUUGUUAAUAUCAAAGCUCGAAAAAAGGGAUUCUCAGUUAGAAGCUUUAAAUCAAAUGCCACUAUAUCCAACAGAAAAAAUUAUAUGGGAUGAAAACAUUGUGCCAUCAGAAUAUUUUUCUGGUGAAGGUUGUCUUGCCUUACCAAAAUUAAACUUGCAGUUUCUUACUUUACAUGAUUAUUUGUUUAGGAAUUUUAAUCUCUUUCGCUUGGAAUCAACUUACGAAAUUAGACAGGACAUUGAAGAUGCUAUUAGAAGAUUGAGGCCAUGGCAGACUGAAGUUGGCGAUGUCAUGUUUGGCGGUUGGGCUCGAAUGGCACAGCCCAUAACAACUUUUUCGAUUAUUGAAGUUGGCAGACCAAAUAUUGGUGAAAAACAACCAUCCAGAGUAAAAGCAGAUGUAACUGUUACCUUGAGUACUAGACAUGACAUUAAAUCGGAAUGGGAAGCUCUUCGUAAGCAUGAUGUUUGUUUUUUUGUUACUGUAAAACCAAAAUCAUUACCUGGCACUGCUUAUGAUCCAAAAGAGCCAUUUGUGUCCCAGGUUGGCUUGACAUAUGUUAGAGGUUGUGAGAUCGAGGGUAUGCUAAGUCCAACAGGUAAAGUUAUUGAAGAAGGACCUGAACCCAAACCUGAAUUUGAAGGUGAUAAGCGAACCUUCCGAGUAUGGCUUGAUUGCAAUCAGUAUCGUUUAGAUAUGUUAAAUGCUGUGGGGGGAAAAGAAGAUGUUUAUGAAACUUUUAAUGUUAUAAUAAGAAGAAAGCCAAAAGAAAACAAUUUCAAAGCCGUUUUGGAGACCAUUCGAAAUUUAAUGAAUACAGAAUGUGUUGUUCCAGAUUGGCUUCAUGAUAUUGUAUUAGGUCAUGGUGAUCCGGGUGCAGCACAUUAUACAAAAAUUGAAAAUCAGCUCGCAGAAUUUGAUUUUAAUGAUACCUUUUUGAAUAUGGAUCAUUUGCGAAAAAGCUUUCCAGAUUAUGAGCUGCAGGUAAAUGUAGAUGAUCCUAAGAAAUUAGUACCACCAUUCAAAAUUGAAUUUCUGCCAAGUAACAUUUGUCCUAAUGAUGAAUCCAACAAAGAAAAUAUGAAGAAACUUAAAGUCACCCCACAUGUGUUACCUAGCCGAGGUCCAUAUCUAUAUGAACAGCCAAAGAAAAAUAUGGUUCAGUUUACUUCUACACAAGUUGAAGCUAUUCGAUCAGGCAUGCAGUUAGGUUUGACUAUGGUGGUUGGACCUCCGGGUACUGGUAAAACUGAUGUUGCUGUACAAAUAAUAUCAAAUCUUUACCAUAACUUUCCUAAUCAGAGGACACUUAUAGUAACUCAUUCUAAUCAAGCCUUGAAUCAACUUUUUGAAAAAAUUAUGGCUUUGGAUAUUGAUGAAAGGCAUCUGCUUCGUUUAGGUCAUGGUGAAGAAUCAUUAGAAACUGAAAAAGAUUUCAGUCGAUAUGGACGUGUGAACUUUGUCUUAGCUAAACGAUUAGAAUUGUUAAAUGAAGUGAAAAGUUUACAAGAAAGCUUGAAUGUUCCUGGUGAUGUUUCAUAUACUUGUGAAACAGCUGGCCAUUUUUUCAUGUAUCAUGUCUUAGCUCGCUGGGAAGAAUUCCUUAGUAAAGUCAAACCUGGCAAAAAUCGAACAGUAUCUGUAGAAAAGAUUGCAGAAUGUUUCCCUUUUAAGAAAUUUUUUGAAGGAGCUCCACAACCUCUGUUUCAUGGCAAGUCUUAUGCUGAAGAUACAGAAAUAGCUGAAGGUUGCUUUCGUUAUAUAAAGAAGAUUUUUUCUCAGUUGGAGGAAUUUCGAGCAUUUGAGCUUCUUCGCAGUGGUUUAGAUCGAUCACAGUAUUUGCUUGUGAAAGAAGCAAAAAUAAUAGCUAUGACAUGCACACAUGCUGCAUUGAAAAGGAAAGAAUUGGUAGAACUUGGCUUUACAUAUGAUAACAUUCUGAUGGAAGAGUCUGCCCAAAUUUUAGAAAUAGAAACAUUUAUUCCUCUUUUGCUGCAGAACCCAAAAGAUGGGUUUAACCGUCUGAAGAGGUGGAUUAUGAUAGGUGAUCAUCAUCAGUUGCCACCUGUAAUUAAAAACAUGGCCUUUCAAAAAUACAGUAAUAUGGAGCAAUCAUUAUUUACUAGAUUUGUCCGACUUGGCGUACCAACAAUAGAUCUGGAUGCUCAGGGUCGUUCAAGACCUAGCAUUUGUGAACUGUAUAGAUGGCGCUAUAAGAAUUUAGGAAAUCUGCCUCAUGUUUUGAACUUACCUGAAUAUAAAAUGGCUAAUGCUGGUUUCUGGUUUGACUAUCAACUCAUAAAUGUUGAAGAUUUUAAUGGCGUUGGUGAAUCAGAACCUAAUCCUUACUUUUAUCAGAACUUAGCUGAAGCAGAAUAUGUUGUUGCUGUCUUCAUGUACAUGAGAAUCCUUGGGUAUCCAGCUGAAAAGAUAUCUAUCUUAACCACAUAUAAUGGACAAAAGCAUCUGAUCCGUGAUGUUGUAAAUAAAAGAUGUGCUGAAAAUCCCGUUUUUGGACGACCUCACAAAGUAACCACAGUUGAUAAAUAUCAAGGACAGCAAAAUGAUUAUAUCCUUUUGUCUUUAGUUAGAACAAAAGCAGUGGGUCAUCUGAGAGAUGUACGUCGCUUAGUUGUUGCCAUGUCACGAGCAAGACUUGGAUUGUAUAUAUUUGCACGAGUAUCAUUAUUCCAAAAUUGUUUUGAACUUGCUCCGUCAUUUAAAAUUCUUAUGCAGAGACCUCUUGAGUUACAUCUUCUGCCACAUGAAACCUAUCCAAGCUUGAGAAAACAUAAUGAAAUUCCUAUAUGUGAACCUUUUAUUGUGUAUGAUAUGCCACAAAUGGCAAAAUUUGUAUUUGAUUUUUAUCAGCAGAAACUAGAAUUUGUGAAACAACAUGUCCAAGAAAAUAAAAAUUAAUUUAGAAAAGA
Messenger RNA from Stegodyphus dumicola, 4246 nucleotides. Its product is annotated as RNA helicase aquarius. Gene Ontology annotation, cellular component: catalytic step 2 spliceosome. Gene Ontology annotation, molecular function: mRNA binding; helicase activity. The record is from RefSeq and is a predicted model, not a curated record. Gene Ontology annotation, biological process: mRNA splicing, via spliceosome. Lineage: Eukaryota; Metazoa; Arthropoda; Arachnida; Araneae; Eresidae.